CACUCCCGUCCGCAUUCGUGCACUGGAAGCUGAAGACAUUACACCACCAUCAUGGUGUCUCUCUGGCCCUGGAAGGAUGAUACCUCCGCCGCCGGCUUCGAGAAGGCCCUCUCCGCCCUGUCCACCAAGAUAGCAAGGACAAGCGCGACAAAUGACGGCCUGCGACAGAGAUCGAGGAGGGUCAAGGUCAUGUGGACCUUGUACACUGGCUUCGCCUAUAUACUGGCCGCCCUCAUCUUGGUCUUGGUUACCGGCUGGCCACAAUGGGGCCCUGUUGAAUACACUGUCAUCGCUGGAGGUCCAGUUAUCAUCUAUGGCGUGAGGACGGGCCUUGCCUCUUACUACAGCUACCGCAUCCAGAACACCCAGACGUAUCUGGACAACCUCUACAAGCAGCGCGAUGCAACCAUUGACAAGCUUAAGGAAGCUACUAAAUACAACUCGACGCAGGAACUUCUCCAGAAGUAUGGCUCUCCCAGGCCCUCGCCGCAGAAGGCACCCUCCUCCGCCAGCAAGCGCAAGACUUCAGGGGCCGCAAAGCAGCAGGCCGAAGGGGCUCCACAAGGCCGGACCAAUUUCGCUCCACCCCCUACCGCAAACAUUGCGCGCAACCAAUUGGCUCCGGGAACUCCUCCGCCGCCACGCCCAAUGUCCGCCGGCGACGUGGCCACCGGGCCAUUCCCUCCUCCCCCACCACAGGACCAGCCUGGUUUCCCGCCUCAGCCACCUCAGCUAUCUCAACUCCAGCUCGAGCCCCAGCCCAGCGCCGAUUUCGCUCCCAAUGCUUUCGCCUCACAGUAUGCGGCCGGCGCGCAGCAGUCGAACUGGUACGACCGUAUUCUUGACGUCCUGCUGGGUGAGGACGAGACUCAGCCGAAGAACCGCCUCGCGCUCAUCUGUUCACACUGCCGCCUUGUCAACGGCCAGGCACCGCCGGGCGUGAAGUCGCUCGAGGAAGUCGGCCAAUGGAAGUGCAUGGGCUGCCAGGAACUGAACGGCCAGGAGAGCGAGGCGCAGAAGCUUGUGGAGCAGGUCAAGGAGUCGCAGAAGGCGUGGCUGUACCCGGUUAGCGGUUCGGCUGCUGACGGACGGCCUACGACUGCGACCACCGAUGGCGGAAUGACGGAGGUUAGCGAGAUCAGUAGGGAUGAGAGGGAGGCUGGUGAGCCUGUUGAAGAAGGAGCUGCGGAGGGCGAAGACUCGCCUCCGUCGCACUCGACCCGGAGCAGGACGAAGGGCAAGAACUGAAGAGGCAGAGUAAAAAACAUGCAUAUCUGCGGAGUUAUGUUAUUGGGCCUCAUAUUUUCUACUUCUAUCUUUCUUUUGUAGCACUUUUCUCCUUUUCCUUUCCCCUUUCCUUGCCUCUUGGUAUCACAGACUACUAGAGCGUGCUAAAACAACGCAAUAUUCAAAAAGAUAGAGAUGUUUUGCCU
Messenger RNA from Aplosporella prunicola CBS 121167, 1433 nucleotides. RefSeq lists its product as uncharacterized. NCBI's taxonomy places the organism in Eukaryota, Fungi, Ascomycota, Dothideomycetes, Botryosphaeriales, Aplosporellaceae. Bases 52 to 1248 code for a protein of 398 amino acids. Gene Ontology annotation, biological process: endoplasmic reticulum tubular network organization. The transcript is spliced from 3 exons. Gene Ontology annotation, cellular component: endoplasmic reticulum tubular network. The record is from RefSeq and is a predicted model, not a curated record.